Messenger RNA from Drosophila innubila, 2682 nucleotides. RefSeq lists its product as uncharacterized. The record is from RefSeq and is a predicted model, not a curated record. The transcript has 6 exons. Lineage: Eukaryota; Metazoa; Arthropoda; Insecta; Diptera; Drosophilidae. The coding region runs from base 16 to 2598 and encodes 860 amino acids.
AACUCAAUUGAAAUUAUGAACAUUUAUGUGCUGUUCUCGUUGCUGUUGUUUCUGGCGCCCGGCGGUUGUCCCAUCUAUAGCAUCGAUCUGUCAACACUGGAGGUACCCAAUGACUUUCAAAAUGAGCUGACGCUCCAAUCAAUGCUGUCGUCCGAGUUGCAUCAGUAUAGGAAUCGACUGAACUCGAAUUCGAAAAUCAAUGAAUUGUCGGCCGCCCAGCAUUUCGAGCAAGCGCAUCCCCCCACUGCCUCGCCGGAUGAACUGGAUUCGGACCUGGAGACAGAGACAGAGGCCGAACAUCCGUCGAGUAAGGUCUAUCGUAGCGCCAGCGAUGAGGCCUCAUUUCUGGGCACAAAUCUGUUUGGAAACUAUCCCAAGAAAUGCUUUUCCGCGGAAGACAUUGCCCUAAUGUCGGCACGCAAGGAUUUUGAGAUUCUCAUACCCAAAUCCUAUCCACAGUGUCUGGUCCACGACGGCAUUGUCUACACCUUGAUGAAGUAUUUCAACAGCGUCAAUCAGGUAAUAAAGCGGGUGUCCGACCUGGAAUCGAGACGCCUGCUCCAACGGGCUUUCUACGAUGCCUUGGGAGGCUAUCUGCGCUUCUACCUGCUGCCCGUGGCGCAGGUGUCCUACUACGCUGGACGCCUGAAGCUGUGCACGGUGGAGCGUCUGGUGGCGCUCUAUCGUCAGUGUCAACUGGUGCUCAACACAAAUGGCAAUGGCUGGAGGACACCUGUCGCCGACGUGCUCAGCCAGCUGAAGAGCGUGCAUAUUAAACCCAUUAAGCUGAACGAGGAUCGCGGCAGUGAGGACGAUGCGUCCAGCUGUGCAUUGCUGGAUCAGAGUUGCCUCAACGAGGAUGCACAGAAGGAGCAGAUGAUAGUGCCCCUGCCGCAUCUAGAGUCUGAGGAUAGCAACGGGUUUCUUAGCAACAUCUUUCUGCCCUUUAAGCAUCGACGUAUCUACAACCUGCGCUCUCCCGAUGCCUCAUUUAUCCUGGUCAAGUUCUUCAAGACACUGAUCAACUGCUAUCGGUUUCAGGGUAUCAGUCCGAAGACUUACAAUCGGAAACUGCGCAACUGGAUUCGUGAAAGUCUCCAAUUGCAUUAUCGGGAUGAGUCCUUUUAUCCAGGUCUGGGCGGUGUACUGCAAAUCUACGAGGCUCUUGACUGCUCUUCAAAGUCAUCGGAGCAAUCAGAAGAGAACGAGGAGCCAGUUAUUGGUGAAGAUGACUGCAAGGACUAUCAAAGUUCCCUCGAUGAUGACAACAAAGUAACCGAGAACGACAGCAAGCGGAACAACAACAGAACUGAGCGACUUCAUAAAAGCAAAAAGGAUAAAGACGCUGCGAAUUCCCGCAAAGAGAGCCGAUCUCCUCGACAAAAGCUCGGUCCACGCGAUGCCUCCGACCACAAGGAUGGCGAAGAGGUGAAGAAGAAUCUGAAUGAUCGCAACGAAGAGGAGUGCGUGGAUUGCAACGAUGAGAGCUACGUGGCCUACAUUGCCGCAAUCUUGGGUCUGCUCCUGUUGCUUCUGCUCUUGACUAUCUGUUGUUGCUUGCAAAGACGUAAGAAAAAGAGUAUUAACAACGUAUUAAAGGAGCAGCCGAAACCAAAACACAAAGAGAAACCACACGAGAAAUCAUCGGAUAAACAUAUCGAAGAUGUAGAGGCACCUCCGCCCAAUCCCAAAUCCGAUGACGCCAAUCAAAGUUGUUGGAGCAAUCUUUUCCGUAGUCGCAAGAAAAAACCGAAGAAAGACCGGAAGAAGCUUGACGAAGUAGAUAAUACGAAUCAACCGACUCCAGGCAUGGGAUUAAUAGGCAGUCAACAAGACGAUCCGUAUCCCUACCCCAUGAAAUUGGCCAAUUUGGAAAAGUUUAUUUCCCGCAAAAAAGCCUUAGCCUCAACCACAGAGCAUAAUUAUGAACAGGAGUCUAUGACAUCGACUUCAUCGCUGGGCUAUCAAUUCCACAGAAAGUUUAUACCCCUCAAAAUGAGUCGAGAGAAACGAGACGAAUAUUACGCCAAAACGGAGAAAAAGCGUUCCAAAUCGGCUAAUAAACAGUCAAGCUGUGUUUAUAAGAAAGAACGAGAGCGUGAUCGGUAUAGGGAGGAAAGACAUCAGAAACCACAGACUAUAUCUGAAGAAGAAUUGCCGGAGAAGAGGGAGGCUGCUGUGAAACCUGUUAAAGAGGACGACGGUAUUCGACAACUUUAUAGCCAUAGUAAACAUAAAAGACAGGAGGGUGGUCGGACCAGUGUCAGUCACGAAAGAGAGGUUGAACCUUGUGAAAGUGAUUUAAGUAGCAAAAGCGAUUACUCCAAAAGCAUUAGUAGCCCAGCUAGCAGGAAGGAGUCUUCGCACGACAACGACCAUGAAAGUCAGGACCGACAGACUCCCGCCAAGCAACAGAGGACAACUGAAAUGAGUACGUCUAAUCCCAGCAGUUCGAUAGUAUCAAACAUUUCCGAGUCGCAACCCAACAGCGCAGAAGCUGUAUCAAUGCCCCUAUCCUCACCAGUUCAGUCAAGAGCUACCUGUCAGUCGUCUAUGUAUGCGGCCAGCUGGGAAACAUUUGAAGAAGACAGCAAGUGAAGAGCAUUUGCCUGUCGCCUAUUUUCCACCCUAUUACAUUGUUUUACAAAUAUAUUUGCUUAAUAAAGUUCAUUGCAUGUUUAA